UCCCGGUCCUAGGAAUGGUGGAAGGGGGCUGGGAUGGGGGACCUGUAAGAGGGGACCGUCGUUGAUAAGGAAACUAAACUGCAUCAGGCUCGGGAGAGGAGGAGGAGGAGGAGAAGGACGAUGGCAUUGGAGACAGUGCGAGUGGUGGUACGCUGCAGACCCAGCAACAGCCGAGAGAAGGACCUGAACUGUAAGGUGGUAGUGUCCAUGGACUCUGCCCGCGGCCAGUGUUUUAUUCAGAAACCCGGGGUCCUCGGAGAGCCGCCCAAACAGUUCACUUUCGACGGUGUCUAUUACAUAGAGAGUACCACGGAGCAACUGUACAACGAGAUCGCCUAUCCGCUGGUGGAGGGUGUCACUGAAGGCUACAAUGGAACAAUAUUUGCCUAUGGACAAACAGGAAGCGGGAAGUCAUUCACCAUGCAAGGCAUUUCUCAUCCAACUUCGCAACGAGGAGUUAUUCCCAGGGCUUUUGAACAUAUAUUUGAGAGUAUCCAGUGUACAGAAAAUACAAAGUUCCUGGUGAGGGCUUCAUAUUUGGAAAUUUACAAUGAAGAGAUCCGAGACCUUCUGGGCAAAGACACUAAACAGAAGCUGGAGCUCAAGGAGCAUCCAGAGAAAGGCAUUUAUGUGAAGGAUCUAUCCAUGCACACUGUGCACAGUGUAUCAGAGUGUGAGAAAAUCAUGGAUAUUGGCUGGGGCAAUCGAGCUGUGGGAUACACCCUCAUGAAUAAAGACUCAUCACGUUCACAUUCUAUAUUCACCAUACACUUGGAGAUGUGCUCAAUAGAUGAUAAUGGAAAAGACCGCAUCCGUGUGGGAAAAUUAAACCUGGUAGAUUUGGCAGGUAGUGAAAGACAGGCAAAAACUGGAGCGACUGGAGAUCGAUUGAAAGAAGCCACAAAAAUCAACUUGUCACUGUCAGCACUUGGAAAUGUAAUUUCUGCACUUGUGGAUGGAAGAUCAAAACACAUUCCAUAUCGUGACUCCAAACUGACGCGAAUGUUACAGGAUUCCCUUGGAGGCAACACCAAAACUCUGAUGGUGGCAUGUCUAUCUCCUGCAGACAAUAAUUAUGAUGAAAGUCUUAGCACUUUACGAUAUGCCAACAGGGCAAAGAAUAUCAAAAACAAGCCAAGAAUUAAUGAAGAUCCAAAGGAUGCUUUACUUCGAGAAUAUCAGGAAGAGAUUAAACAGCUAAAGGCACUCCUAGCUGGACAACUUGGAAAUGACAACUUAUCUAAUUUUCUAAAUAAAGUGCAAAGGGAUAGUAGUCAAACCACCAUUCCAUCCCCUCAGAAUACCAAUGCUCAUGCUGACAUAGAACUUGAAAAAGAAAAUAUGAGACAGGAAUAUGAGCAGAAAUUAUCAAAGAUCAAGGCAGAUUAUGAAGCAGAACAAAAGUCCAAUGUCAAACUGCAAGAAGAUAUUGAAAAAUUAAGAAGUUCAUAUGAAAUGAAAUUGGCACGCAUUGAGGCUUCAGAUAAGGCCACAGAUGCACCUGAAUUUGAAGAAAGAGCCUCUGCCCAGGAGGUAACUCAGCCAUUUAAUGUUGAACUAGCAGAUGUAUGUGAAAUAGAACAGAAGCUAGAGAUUGCCACGUUAAUUGAAAUAGAGCCUGAAAUAGCCACACACGAAAGCAGCAAGAAAGCUACACCAAUUAAUGAAGAGCAAAGCUCUCCAUUAGAUAUGCAACUCCUAAAGGAAGAAACAAUGGCUGAAUGUUCUCCAUCUGGUUCAUCACCCACCACCUUGGACCAGGAGGAAGUACUUGCAAGACUGAAGAUGUUGGAGAAUGAGGUUGUAGGUGGAGAGCAGGCCAAAAAUACAGAGCUGAAGGAGAAACGGAAACGACGUAAGAAGUAUGCAGAUGAACGAAAGAAUCAACUUGCAGAAGCACUGAAGCACACAGAUAGGGAUGAUCCUGCUAUCUUGAUCAACGUGUACGAAUCUAUUCAGGAUGAAGUUCGAGCAAAAAGCAAAAACAUUGAAAACUUGCAAAGAAAGCUGAAAGUUGCAGAGAUAGAGAUCUCUGAUCUCCAAUCUGAAUUUGAGUUUGAACGUAUCGACUACCUGUCUACUAUAAGGAAGCAGGAACGGGAAAACAUUUUGCUGCAGCAAGUCCUAGAAAGAAUCCAGCCAUUGAUUCGGCGUGAGUGUAAUUACAGCAAUAUUGACAAAAUAAAACGGGAAAGUGUUUGGGAUGAAGAAAGUGGUUGCUGGAAAUUACCGGAAACAGUUCUUCAAAAGAUCACGCUUCCUUCCGCUGGCUCUAGUCUAGCACCAACAAAGCAGGGGAUCAGAGUCACUACAACUGAAAUUGCAGAUUGCUCAAUGGAAGAAGACCGUUACAGGCAAAUGCUGAACCGCAGUGAUAGUGAAAAUAUUGCCAACAACUAUUUCAGGUCAAAGCGUGCUAGUCAGAUCCUGAAUACAGACCCUGCACGAAGUCUCUUGCACAACUCCACAUCUGUACAUAAUGUAUCUCUUAACAAUGGAUCUUCUUCCCAUGCUGUCUCCAACUUGAACACAGUGUCUCCAACCCAGCCUCCUGAAAUGCCCACGCCAAGGCCAUUUCGCUUGGAAUCUUUGGAACUUCGUGUGCCCUCAGCCAAAACCAAACGCAAGAAAAGCAAAAGCAGUUCUUUCAUGGACAUUGCCUGAUUUGGAACUGUUGCAAUAAAUUGUUUUUAAAGACAUUUGUUGUAUUUUUCCCUUCCCGUCCUGCUAAUGCUGCUCUAUCACCAGCUACUUAGAGGUGUUUGGGAUAGUAAUAGAGCUACUGUCCGAAAGGCUGUCUAUGUAAUAUAGCGCUUUAUUCCCAUUUGACACCUCCCUAUAUGUCUGCAAUUGAGAAAUCAUAAUGAUGCAGGAAACUGAUUGAGACCUGUAUUGGUCUAAUAAAUCAUACUACUAUGCCAUCGAAUGCUGUUGUUUUGGGAAUUUGAAUAUAUAUAAAGUGAAAUUACAAAAGUCAAAGUUCCACACAACACAUUUCAUCUUAACAAUAGCACAGUUCAUGUAUUUUAAAUUUCACUAAAUCUUUCCAAGAGCUUGCUGCUGUUCUCUUUUCCACUCUUCUUUUUAUUUCAUUCAAUUUAUUCAUCAUCCAUCCCUACAAAUUAAUUUUCCAAAACAUUUCUGAUUUUGUUUACUAAAUUCCUUCAAAUUAGCCAAUCUGACAAUGAACCAGUUCUGGAUGUACAGCUACGUUUUCGUUUCUUUCUGAUCAGCGAAAGUUUAUUAUGUUGCUUGAGUCUGAUCAAGAGCUGCCACCUUUACCUCUCCAAAAAAUGUCUUUACAUGUUGAUCUUCUGAGCUUCUCUAUCUCUUCUAAAGCAAACCUUGUCCUUUCCUAUUGCAGCUUUCAAGAAGUUUGGCUUCUUUCAUGCUUAACAUUGCUUCUCUCCUCAGCAAUUCUGUUUCAUGCUCAAGAAUAUCCAAUAUUUUUAACAUUAUUGCAAUAUCAAGGGAAGGUCCUUAGAAUAUAUUUCUAACAUCCUAACAUCUGUUAAAGUUUUCUAACAAGAUACAAGAAAAAUAUUGUCUUCUGAUACAAUAAUGACUUACAAUUCUGUUUCUCAUCACGUGCCAAUAUUUCGGACAUUUCACACAUGGACAAAGUUAGUGUAUGGACAAAGGAAGGAAAUGGAUAACAGAAAGGGUGUGGAUAUGACUAAUGCUUUCUCACCUCUAGCCACAAACUCUAGAAAUAUACAGGGAUGGAGAUAGAGGUCUAACAGUUUUCUUUUUUCACCUAAGUUUGAGAUUCCAUUAUAAUGCUAGAAGUACUCUUAUAAUUUUGCACUCCAUUUCUUAACUUUUUCUCCUCUCUACAUUCUAACUUUAUUGAAAUUGAGACUCGUUAUAGUAUCCCAUUCAAGCUCACUCAUUCUCAUGAGCUCCCGCAGUUUCAUCUUGCAUUGCUAUUCACCAUUUUCUUUUUACUUUCCGGUCUAUUGCCCUUUCUGUUUUAUUGUUGUUAACCUUGAUAAUGUACUGCCCUAUAUCAGGCAAAUUGUUUGGCCUCCCUCCAGGUGUCCUCAAGCUGUUACUUCAUUGUAAGCAGCUCCAUUCACACAAGUUCCUCUUAUUAAGAUGCUCCUGGUGAUGUUGUUUACCAAUCUCAAAAACAGUCAUUCCAACUGGUCCACUUUUUAAAAACAUGUCCAGGCUGGGUAUUAUGAGUUCACUCUGGGAGCAGGAGCAGGAGGUCAGGCUAUGUAUUUGCUGUCAUUUGUAAUGUUACACAUAAAUGGCUGCCACAGUAAUGUUAUAAAUAUCAUACAUUUUAUAAAUUAUUGUCAUUGUAUUCUUACAUUGUCUGUGAUGGCUAAACUGAGCCAAGUGCUCAGAAUUCACAAGUAACCAGUUAACUAUUGCUGUUCUUUAACUUUGAUGAGUAUUCUUAUAAAUCUUCAAAUGAUUUUGUUAGUAAACAUAACAACAAACUGUACCUAUCAUAGGGUCCAAAGUUUAAUUCUUGUCCUGAAUUAUUGUAUCUCAGCAGAGUUGUAAUAAAGAUAAUAUAGUAUUAAUUUUAUUAUCCAUGUUUAAGGUAAGGCAGGAGGGUACAUGGAAUGAAUAAAUUGAUUGUUAUCUAAUUAACCUUGGCAGAAUUCUUUGUUAUGGAUCUCAGUUGGAAAAAAUGGAUUGGGCUUGACCAUGAUGAUCCCCCACAGUCAAAAAUCCUGCUGUUGCUUAAAGAAUGACACCGAUGGACUGUACACAAAACCAGAGAGGAUAGUCACACUGAAGAGCCUGGCUCCAGAUAGUACUGGAUUUGAAAUUAUUAUAAUUUCAACACCUCAAGCUCAGGUGGAACAAAAACACCACCCAGCUUGUAUUCCUACCUCAACUUAUUUGUAAAAUUUGAUGAGACCAUUUAGACAUCCAAUUGGUAAUGAAGCUUCUCCGGUUAAUAGGAAAUCCUGCAGUGAUAUUGGGUUCCCAGGGAAGCUCCCUAGUCUGUGCUAAAUUAGCUAGUCUCAGUUUAUUUAGGCUGUUACAUCUGGCCACAACCCUCCAGGUAAAGAAGAGGAAGAUGAAAUCAGCUAGGUGGUUGUUCCCACUAAUCCUUGUUGCAAAGUGCACAUGUGCAGAAAUUGAAUGGGAAUAACAAAAGGCUGUACAACCUUUACACUUGCCACUUGGGCAAGUUCUGGAAGGUGCUGGCACUUUUCUCACUGUCCUCUAACCAUGAGUUGGAGCCAUGAGGUAAGGAAGGAGAAAAGUAAUUGUGGCAGGUGUUGGAAUUAAAUGUACAUGUGCAUGUCCAACUCAGAAUAAACUAAACAAAGAAAGAAAUGCAGUCAAACAUUAUUAUGACCCACCAUUGGAAGUACACAAAAGUUGUGUUAGUUUUAGGCUUUUAUCAUUUUGACUAACAAUACUUCAACUCAGACUGACAUUUUUUAAAAAUAAUGACAUAUGAGUAAUAUUUUGUUAUAUUGGAAUUUGAUUACAGUCACUUUUAAUGGUAAAUUAAAAUGAGAUUAGGAGGAAA
Molecule: messenger RNA, 5506 nt
Organism: Chiloscyllium plagiosum (whitespotted bambooshark)
Lineage: Eukaryota; Metazoa; Chordata; Chondrichthyes; Orectolobiformes; Hemiscylliidae
Gene: kif17
Product: kinesin family member 17
Biological process (GO): microtubule-based movement
Molecular function (GO): ATP binding; microtubule binding; microtubule motor activity
Source: RefSeq, a predicted model, not a curated record